Molecule: messenger RNA, 4131 nt
Organism: Bombus terrestris (buff-tailed bumblebee)
Lineage: Eukaryota; Metazoa; Arthropoda; Insecta; Hymenoptera; Apidae
Exons: 2
Coding region: 935-2014 (359 amino acids)
Source: RefSeq, a predicted model, not a curated record
AUGUAAAAUGUAAACAAAAUUCUAACAAUAUCCUAACAAUAAUACAAACUUUAUUAUUUCAAGUUAGUAAUGUACGUGGAUCCUAUCUUAAAAAUACGUAUGAGAACAAGUUUUCAAAUUAUAUUUUCAUGUUCACUGAUUUCGUCGAAAAAAUUAUAUUUGAUGUACGCGGAAAUGAACGGUAAAGUUCCAAAUCAGUAAUCCCGGGUAAUGAACGAUAUAAAACAGAUUCACCGUAUUUCCCCGGCAUAACUGGUGAUUCCCGACCCGAAUCACAACGAAUUUGUUAAGAGACACGUACGCAUCUACAUUAUGCAACGAUACGAGGAAUUGCGGACGAUUUGAGGAACUUUUCUGGUCGCGUGAAUCCAUCUAACAUACAGGCGACUCAGACGUUUUAUUUUAUGUAAAAUAAUCUAUCUAUACGAUCGUCGUCUUUCCGAGAAUCGACAUAGACAAUUAUUAAAACAUCCUGAGCUUAAAAUACUUAAAUAGUUUCAUGUCUAGAAAUCGUAAUUAGAUAAUAUAAUUGAAUAAUUUCUUAAUUAUCCUUAAACCAGUCUCCGAUUCAAAGAUUCAUUCUCGAGAUAUUCUAUAAAUUCUAAAAUUAUUCGGAUCUAAGAUUAGCUUCGUAUAAAUACAUAUGUAGAGCAUCGUGAUUAUCGAGCUAUCACGUUGUCAAGCAAACAACCAUCGUCGCUAACUCUCAGGUAGGAAGUAGCAUUCCUACAGUCAUUGGUUCAAGCUGGACACGGGAACUGGUAGACAUACACUUUGCAAAUCAGACUUUCAAGAUCUAACAAAAAAUUCAAGAAGCAUUUUAUUUAUAUUUUUCAAGUAGGACUUAUCUUCAGUCUAAACAAUUACGUUCCAUUUGUAUAUCUUUUAUGGAUUGAUUUAUCCGAAAAGAACGAGGAAAUGAAGACCGAUAAAUAUGAAGACUCAGAAGUGUUGCGCUCACUGUUCGGGAAAAUUAAUCAGUUGGGAAAACGAGUCCCACGCAUGUUGCCAGCCACGAUACGUUUCGGGAAAUUUAAGAAUAUCUUCAUUGAACAGGAAUGUGCCAAACGCUUCCAGAAAAAGAUGCGUUAAGGAAGAUCUUCCGGAACCACUGCCAGAGAACCGAUUAGCCUGUCACGAUCAAUUUGCUAUAGCGAAGAAGCUUCAUGCAGAGAAUUUGGAACAUCAACCCCUUCCUGAUAAAGUCAACGAUUCCGUUUUCAAAGAUGUAAAAUCAGAAGAAUGUUGUGAUGGAAUCUCGCCGAAGAAAUGCUGUGAAUGUUGUAAGCAUGAAAUUGAAGAUCGUUUCAUGAGUUUGACUAAGCAUUAUGGGCCAGUUUUAGGCUGCAAGGAGCCCAAAACGAAGAUGGAUCUAGCUAUUUGUUGGGAAACUCCAAUAAAUCCAGUUUAUGAACCACCUAGAUCUACUCAUAUCGAUGGCUCAGAAGGUGGACUCGCGCCAGCUAUAUUUUCUCUUGUCCAACAUACUUCUAGACCCACCGCUCAUUCUAGAAUUUCGAGAAACGGGAAAGGUUGUACUUGCUGUCGAUAUCAUUGUAAAUUAGAGGGAGAUAAAAACGGAAAUAAAAAAGGGGAUUAUAAAAGUGUGAAAUGCUGCAGUGAUAGUCUUUGUAAUGGCUUGAAUGGAAUAAAAAUUUCAAAGCAGGUUCAAGUUGAUGAACGACCAACAGCAGGAUAUUUAAGGAAGUGCGUUGCCUGCAAAGACCAGACUAGAAAUACACGUGAAGAUCCUAGAUUGAUUAAAUCAGCCGUCGGAUUGGCAUUGGGUAUAGAAAAGGCUGAAAACAAUCAACAAAAAUGCGGAGGCAAGACAGCGGUAUCGAAAGUAAAAACGCCUUUUGCUAAAAAGUCUUCUUGCAUCGAUACUUUAGCUCCUCCAUUUAGUGUUGUUAAUGGAUGUAGAGACGCUGAUUUUCCAGAACAUUGGAGACUCAUGUCAGUUUAUCAACAGUCGUAUAGGAAUCCGUACAGACGAAAAAUUUAUCGUUGUUAAUUUGUAUAAAGUGAAUUAUGACGAAUUUUCUAUUUUAUUCUGUUAAAAAAGAUGUGAAUCUUUAUGUUACGUGAAGUAUUUAAAAACAUAUGUAAUAAAUUAAAAUGAAAAUUGAAAGUAAAAUUUAAACAUAUCAAUGUGGAUUUUAAUAUUUGAAUCAUAGGAUGGAUAUCUAACUUUUAUUUAUAUUUAUAACUAUAUUCUUCUGCUUUUUAUACUACUUAUAUUAAUAUAUUGCGGCGUGGUGGAAAUUCCUAAAUCCUGCGUGGAGUCCAAAAGAAGGCUUUUGUUUAAGUGUUCAAGAGCAACAUUUUGCAGUCGGUUCAAGAGAUCAGGAUACGGUGAUAUGAAUCUUUGAAAGUCGUGGCGAUAUAACACAAAGAUUUCACAAGUUUCCACCGCAACUAUGGUUGCUAUUCUAUGCUCGGUGUCCAUCACCAGAGCGAUCUCUCCGAAAUAACUUCCGUCUUCCAAGUGACAAACCUUUAUGUUUCGCACAACAAACAAAAAUGUAAACCGCUACGGUACCGGAUGAAAUGAAAUACAAGGCUUCACCACGAGUACCAGCUUUGACGAUUUCAUCGCCAGUCAUAUAAAUCUCGGAGUGUAAUGAACUCGUUAACUGUACGAUUACAGUUUCCGGUAGAUGCUUGAAUAAUUCUACGCUAUUAAUCAGUCUCAAAUAAUUAUGCAGUAUGAGUUCCUGGAGAGUAAAUUUUUAUUAUUAAAGUAUCUGAUUAUAUGUAUAUAUUCUCUUUUCUAUAUAUAUAGAAUAUUAAGAAGAAUUAUUGAUUCUAAAUAAUUUUAUCGAAGUAUUGUUAGGAUGGAUAAACCUCUCGUAAAUAUGGCGAAACUUCAUUUAUUAUUUUCUUAUUCCUUUCGAAGCUCUUUCUGUUGCGGUAAUGGUAGAAAGUUAAUAGCCGACGUUGUAGGGCAUGUGGAAGCUCCUUGUAUCGCAUGUACUCCUGUAACUGCUGUAUUAUUUUCAGGUGACGUUUGAUAGUUAUAUUGAAUGUUGUCAUUAGUUGAGAGAAUUGCGCUACAAGAAAUACAGUUACUAUUUGUAAAUCUAAAGAUAACACCUGGUAUAGGAGAUACUUACUUAAUAAAAAUACGUUACCAAGGAAUCCGAUGAUCGUUAGGAUCAAGUUUAGUAUAAUAUCUUCUUGCGUUUUCAUAUCCAAAUAGUGAGCAGAGCGAGCACAAGCGACAAUCGAACGAUGCAGGCACACGAGGUAUUUUUGUAUUUUCGUUUUUUUAAUUACAAAAUGUGAUGACUUGAUCCAAGAGCUGAAUAUAAACUCAGAAUUGAUAAAAAACAAAUUUAUUGAAUUGUAAAUACUAACUUAUUGCUUAAAGUGCCCAAUGUAUCUACAGAUAUGGGGACAUAAUAUUGUAGACAAGCAGCCCAAUGAAUGCAUAUUAUCACGACCGUGCACGACUCUAGAAUUUUAUGCAAUUGAAAACUUAUUCUGUACACCUGAAAUUACGAAAUCAUUCUAAUCAGCUAUUCAUUCGUCACGAUCUUCAAUGCGAACUAUGUACUAACAUCGCGAACUCUACUAAAAUAAACGAUGAUAUUGCGGACUCUCAAUAUCUUCAUCAUGUUUAAUGUAGUACAAUACCACAUCGAGUUAGGUAUAAUAUAAUCAAUGAAUCCUAUAGGUAACACGGUCAACAUGUCUAUGAAGAAAUAGCUCUGCAAGUAUUUCCUAUAUAAAAACAUAUAUUGAGAUUAUUGAUAAAAAAAAUUGAUUAGUGGUAAUGUAUAGCAUCGUUCGAUUAGAAUAUCAUCUAGAAAUGAAAAUACCGCGCUACUAUCACAGGGUCAAGGACAGUGACUUUCGUUCGAUAAUCAUAGUAUCCAGUAAAGAACCACAUUACAAUAUCGCAGAGAAACACUAUAUUCAUCGUGUCGUUAAUCACGUGCCAGUUAGUAUGUCUGUCAAAGAAAAACGUGAUGGACACUGGAGUAACCAAAAGAGCCACAAAUGUAAAUACAAUCAUUAACGAUUCCCAAACAAUCCUAUGAAGAUUAGGAUCAUUAAUAUGUACAUAUAAACUAUCAAAAGAAAAGAAUUUAAAGACAACCUGAAUAAACUAAAAGGAUGUAUCAU